UCAAGCCAUUGCAACGGGUUGUUUACGUUCGCUCCGUAAAAGAAUCGCGCCAGUAAUUUAAAAAUUAAACUUUAUCGUGCAAUCUAGCGCACACACACAGCAGAGAAAGCAGAUUUCACCGAAAAUGACCGAACAGGCGGCACGGCUACAAACACACAACCAGGAGAUGGUAAAGUGCCUCAACCAGCUUCGCAGCCAGCAAACGGCACUGGAGGAAAAGAUCGCCGCACAGGAAAAGAAGAAGGACUCGCUGAGCAAGGAGAUGGAGAAGCUGCAGCGCACACUGGAGCAGCUGGAAACGUCCAUCGCGGAGGAUACGAAGGCGCUGAACGAUUGUUCGAAACGGCUCACGGAAACGGAGAAUGGCUAUGCGAAGGUGGUGGACACGCUGCAGCUGCUGCUAAUGUCCGCCAAGGAGAAGGUCAACACCACUACCCCAACUUCCCGGAGCGUCUACAACGAGAGCAGCAAACACUCGAGCUAGGAACACAAAUACACCAAAAACAAUGCAAACAGCGCUGUUUAAGUUUAAA
Molecule: messenger RNA, 533 nt
Organism: Anopheles merus
Lineage: Eukaryota; Metazoa; Arthropoda; Insecta; Diptera; Culicidae
Product: 13 kDa deflagellation-inducible protein-like
Exons: 1
Coding region: 125-484 (119 amino acids)
Cellular component (GO): centrosome; ciliary basal body
Source: RefSeq, a predicted model, not a curated record